AUGGCAACAAGCGCACACACUGACAAGCCUCAACUUCCUCAGUGGGAGGUGGGCAACGAACCCAAGUUCAUUGCUGAAGUAGCUAAGCUGCUCAAGGACAGUAACGUACCUUGCAUCUUAAUCGGUCCGGCGUAUCAUCGAGUUCUCGGGAUCCGUGGUGGAAUUGAGACUGUCAGUUUUGCCAUUGACGGCAAUCAUCUCAAAAAGGCGCGAGAGGCCCUAGAGACAGCAGGGCUGUCACGUCAAUGUAAAGACGAAGGUACCUGCUGUUAUUCGCAACCCAGCUUCCGGUUCAGGGUCCCAAAGCCCAAUGGCCUAUUCCACAUUGAGAGAUUCCAGGAUGGGGAAAAGCACCCUGAAAUUGGGCAUAUCAGUCUCUACAAAAGGGAAAAGUGGCUGCCUCGGCUUUCUAGCAUACCCGUUAGCCCGCCUGAACCCGAUGAUCUAGACUAUAUCUUGGCAAGUGAUGAACGGCUGCCCUUCGCGUGCGAGGAGCAUCGUCGGGCGUGUCGCGAUAAUGACAAGGUCAAUGCUACUAAGUGUGUCUGUGACAAGGAAGGUGAGAAAUACACCUGCGGAAGAUACCCCAAGUCACUUCCUGGGGUUAUGAUCCUCCGGCCUGCCCGUCUUGUCGAGACAUGGGUGUUAGCUGAAGUCAACGAAUGGCUUCUAGAGUACCACCGGGACAUCGAACUCUGUGGAGACCAAGGGCGGUUCUGGGACGCCUUGUACUCUUUUCCAGAUUACAGCCUCUGGAAGUUUGACCAAUUCAAGACUGAAUUUCAGCUUUGGUGGAUGAUGCUGCGUCUUACUGUUGGAUACGUUCGGGGUGUAUCUGUGCCACAAUUGGACACGGAAGGUUGCCGCGACAGGGACGUCCCAGGAGAGGUGUUCCCUAGAGGAUUGUUCCCGGAAGAGGCCAUGCGGAGAGUGUGUUUCCCAGGAGAGGCCCUCCCCCCAGGCUUCUUCCCGGGGAACAUUCUUGAAUUGGAGAACCUUGAGGAUGAGGAUUCCACGGAGGACUCGGAUAGGACCUCUUCUGAAAUGAAACCCCAGAAAAAGGCUACUGCUGCAGACAUAUCGUUCAGAAGACGAAAGCAAUUGCGCAUCAUUCGGCAGGAUAUGCUAACUGCGCUUGCUCGCGGAAGUAUGAUGCAUCCUAUCAAGGGUGUCAGUCCUGUCUAG
Aspergillus luchuensis is the source of this 1185-nucleotide messenger RNA. RefSeq lists its product as uncharacterized. The coding region runs from base 1 to 1185 and encodes 394 amino acids. NCBI's taxonomy places the organism in Eukaryota, Fungi, Ascomycota, Eurotiomycetes, Eurotiales, Aspergillaceae. The transcript is spliced from 2 exons. The record is from RefSeq and is a predicted model, not a curated record.